UACACACUGCAGGAGCAGACCUUCCUGUACUGGGAGAGUAACUGGACGUAGAGGUCUGAGGUGACUACCCUGCGUCUCUUAUCCAUAUUUUUUGUUAAACUGCACUGUCGGUUAGGGGCCCGUAAGUAAGUAUUUCACUGUAAGGUCUACACUUGUUGUACUCGGCGCAUGAGACUAAUACAAUUUGAUUUGAUUUGAUUUAACUGGAGUAAACAGGGUGUACAGCGUCUAAAGAGACUUGAACUAGCUGGGAGCCACAAGUCAUCAUGGUUAUCCUGCUGGUCCUCACACUGAAGGUUGUCCUCCUCUUAGCUGCUAUGUGGAGUGUGUGUUCAGCAGAGUUGAUCACAGUGGAAGGAUAUGAGGGGGGCAAGGCAGAGAUCAGAUGCCCCUACAAAGAGGAGUGGAGGAGCCACCAGAAGUACCUCUGUAAAGGGGAUUGUCCUGUUUUUAAUAAAGACAAAGUUAUUAAGACUGAGGCAGGGGUAAACAGUGCUUCUAACGGGAGAUACUCGAUGAAGGACAACAGAGAGGAAAGUGUCUUCAUUGUGACCAUCACCAACCUGACGUUAAAUGAUGCUGGGAGAUACUGGUGUGGAGUGGACACAUGGGGACAAGAUAACUACAUUAAAGUGAACCUUGAAGUCUCUGAAGCAGCACCAACAAUCACCACCAAAACAGAACCUACUACAACCGCAUCAAACCCUGGUUCACCAACUUCAUCAUCCUUAGCCAUCUCACCACCAUCAUCCAUCUCAUCAACACACAAUGGAUCUGGAGCAUCAGUGAUCAUCAUAGUAUCUAUGAGUCUGGUUACAUUGCUGCUUGUAGUCGGUCUGCUUAUAGUCUACAGAUGGAAAUGCAACAAGGAAACAGCUGUCUCCUCUGCAUCGACGGUGAACACUGGGAUCAACAGAGAGGGUUGUGAUGGUGACUAUGAGGAAAUAAAUGACCAACCCCUACAUUCCAACAUCUACGCCAACUUACCCACGUGCCCCUCUGAAUCUCAACUUCCACAAAGACCCCAGCUGCCCCAAUGAAACCAGUGCUGUCAUUUAAGAGGGCACUUCUUCUGGUGAUGCCACUGUCAACGUUGGUCUCAACCCUGCCUACUCCUCCCAUCUACUCCACAGUCAGCAAACCCAGACACACCUGAGUCACUGUCAACCAAUCAGAAGGGACAUACACACACUGGCAACCAAUCACAGUGACCUGUUAUUAACUAUGUGUGCCACCUCUUGAGCGUUGAGAUUUAAUUUGAGCAAACAUCUGCAUAAUCUGCUUCAUGUCCUCAAUCCGAUGUGCUACUUUGACUUGGGUCUCAUGUCUCAUGUCUGAAAAAGUAGAUAGCUGGCAAGUUUCCUAGAUAGCUACAGUAGUUACCUAACCAAACAGACUUGCUACAGUAGAUUAGCUAAGCAAACCAUCAGUCCUAGCUUGCUAUUAAUGAAAAUCAAUAUUGCCAAUUAUGUUUUCAAUUUUACUUUUGCUUUCCAAAGCAGGUUAGACCCCUGGUAGUGUCAAAUAGGUAGUCUCCAACCAUGGUCGCCAUUUGCCCCCCCACCAUGUGCUCACUAUGCCCACCAUCAUUUAAUAGUUAUUGACUUGAUACCGGUACCCCCUGUAUAUAGCCUCGUUAUUUUUUUUAUUUUACCAUUUUUACUUUAGUUUAUUUAAUAUUUUUAACUUUUCUUGAACUGCGUUGUUGGUUAAAGGCUUUAAAGUAAGCAUUUCAUGGUAAGGUCUACUACACCUGUUGUAUUCAGAGCAUGUGACAAAUACAAGUUGAUUUGAACUGUAAAUGAGAGGAUCAUGUUAUGUAGAAUUAAAACAUGUUACAUUCUGA
This is a messenger RNA of Oncorhynchus keta (chum salmon), 1846 nucleotides long. Its product is annotated as CMRF35-like molecule 5. The record is from RefSeq and is a predicted model, not a curated record. The transcript has 6 exons. Bases 267 to 1040 code for a protein of 257 amino acids. Lineage: Eukaryota; Metazoa; Chordata; Actinopteri; Salmoniformes; Salmonidae.